This is a messenger RNA of Cantharellus anzutake, 1004 nucleotides long. RefSeq lists its product as uncharacterized. Lineage: Eukaryota; Fungi; Basidiomycota; Agaricomycetes; Cantharellales; Hydnaceae. The transcript is spliced from 7 exons. Gene Ontology annotation, cellular component: nucleus. Gene Ontology annotation, biological process: poly(A)+ mRNA export from nucleus. The coding region runs from base 1 to 765 and encodes 254 amino acids. The record is from RefSeq and is a predicted model, not a curated record.
AUGAGCAAGGAGGCAAAAUUAAGGCAAGUAUUUGGCGCUCUGGGCCUUGUUCACCUUCCUGAUUAUUUGCAGGCUAAUUUGCCAACAACCGGGAAAAAAGAGGAACUUAUUUCCCGUAUAAUCGCGUCUCCUGCCGCCUUCGGACCUCCUGCUCCUAACAAUCCCGCGCCGGCCCCCGUCGAGACGGCGCCAUCGGGCGGCGAUGAUGAUCUCUUUAAGCCUCCCGAGGAGUUCGACUGGAAUUUAGUGGCGACGUCCGCAGAAACGGAGGGAACUGGGACGAGUGUGGCCUCGUAUGCCCCAGCCGGGGGACCAACACCCUUAACGGGGAAGCCGCUGUCACCUAGGAAGCCGACCUCAGCAUCAAAAGCGACACCUAUUUCUACCCCCGCCCCUGUUCCUCCUUCGUCUACGCCGGCCUCCGUUCCCGCUGCUGGGAUGAACAAACCCGGGGCAGAGCCAUCCAAGCCGGUUGAACCAGUUCCUCUUGACCCUGAGGAAGCAAAAAAGAAGGCUCGUGCUGAGAGGUUCGGGGUCCCUUACGUGCCGCCUAAGGCAGCUAAACCCACUCAGCCUGUGACGCAAGCGGAUGAGGUGAAGAAGGUGGCUCGAGCAGCUCGCUUUGGCAGUGCAAAUGCCGCCACUGCCAAACCGACCCGUACGUUGGACCCUGCAGAGGAGGAUAAAAAGAGGAAACGCGCUGAACGUUUUGGGACGCAGCUAACUGAAGCGCCUGUGGAAAAGAAAGCCAAGACGACGUCUUAACCACUUGGGCUGGUUGUUUGCAUUAGACAAUGUAACUUAUAGACAUAUGCAUGUUGUAUUCAUACUUGGCACGUGCGUCUACUUACAGUUUGGUUGGUUGACCGGUCGGGGACCAGAGCCCUAUUACUAUGGUGGAUCACAUACGUAGUCCCUCUGUGAUUGCAAGGUUUGCCUGCGUGUGAAUGGCCGAUGGAGUUGGAUUUAUUGAUGGUUGUUUUGUUCGAGGCAAGCCAAGUCGG